UGCUAUUACCUGAUCAUUUUUAAAAAUAGCGGAAAAACUGCUUUUACUUAACCUUGAAAGCUUCAAAUAACCCUAAGCAAUUUGCUUACAAACAUGGUAAAUUUAUUUUAGAUGACACUUGUUUUAUAUCAUAAUAUUGUCUCUAGUUUGGACAGAGGUGCCAACUAUUUUUGGUGAUUGCGCAUCUUUCAUUUCACUCUGUACUUAAGCCUCUUUUGUUAGACAAGCUUGCAGCGACACCAGGCGGGUGCAUUCUUACUUUUCUGACAAGAAACAGUACACUGUACAUAGUGGGAAGUUUCCCAAUGCUUUAUUUAUUCUAGCCGGUGCUGUUCUUCCUCCCACACUAUCAAAAGUACUUUUUGGAAUGAAGCCAUUAUUAUUACUGUUUGUACGGUGAAUGCCUAAUCUAUAUUGAGGUUAGCCAGUAGGUGGUUCAGGAAUUACGUACUUGUACUGAUAUUAUAACAUUUCAUGUCAGAAAUGAAUCUCCGGAUGUAGACUAUCCGACUAUGGCUUUCGAACCUGUGCAUAACUAUAUUUUUGCCUAUAGUGCUAUCCAGGGGCUAUUUCUUACAUCAAGUUUGUUUGUUACAGUAAGUUGACAGGAAUGGUUAACCCGGGAACAAAAUGCAGACAUAUCUGAAACUGCUAAGUUGCUUUGUUUCCUUCAAUACCUAUGCUUUCUCCUACAACUUUCCGAGCAUUAAAUCUGUUCAUUUAAAUAGAUGGUGGCAGAAAAUAAAUGAUCACAUAGUGGAUGGAUACUGUAGCUUUCGAGUGUUGUUACUAUUCAUUAUAUGCCUUUCCUCCAGUGUGUUGAUUUCGCCUUAGUAUACUACCUCAGUUUUUAGUUCACAGUCUUGCUGCAACCUUUUAAACUGAUUAUUACCAUUACUUAGAGGCGGUUAUACAGCCGCGAACCUACCAUUCAAUUAUAGAACGGUAGUAUUGUUUAACUGAUUAAUCGAUUUUUCAUUGUAAGGCUGCAUGUUAAUGUUCUAUUUUACCCGAAAGUAUUUGGCCAAUUAAGCCAACGGUAUUUCCUCAGUAUCUUCGAUAGAAGUACGUUAGUAGCUUGAUUUUAGUUCUGGGACCUGAUUAGAAGGAGUGGAAUCACUUAACCAUUCCUAGUGUGACUUCACAUAAGCAGGUAGGACUGAUAAGAACGUAUCGUAUUUAGUCCGUCCAUUGUCAAUUCACUAGCACUUUAAUUCACUUGUACCAUCACGAAAUACACUCGUUUAUUCAUCAAUAAAGAAAAAACAGUUUUUGUUCAGCGGUGAAAGUUUUUUUCUCAACAGUUCCAUUUUCAUAUAGUAAACUUAUAAUUUUGUAAUUCAUCUACUUCAAUUCUACUCCGUUAUUGUAUUAUUAUUAUUAUUUUAUUCUGAGUGGAACAUAGGGCCUGAAGCUUCAGCUUUGAAGUUUCAGUAGCAGUGGCUUUUGUUUUUUACGGGGUGUAGUCGCUAGCCUCACUCCUCACCUUCAUUCUUCUUUGUCCGGUCCAUAUCAGGCUGGGGGGGAGGUAACAGUGCCUACCGACUGUGAAUCUAACCCUGAACCAUGUGCAUAGUUAGCAGGCAUUCUACACCUGAACCACCGAUGCACCUCUACUCUCUUAAUUAUCGUUAUUCUUAUAAUAUGCCUAUUGAUUAAACCACUUUGUGCCUUUUCAGUUCAGUCAUAUAAAUAAUACAGUACAGAUUGAAAAUGAAGUCGUUGAAAAGAAGUAUUUCCUCGCUAAACAAAAGCUGUUUUUCCUUAUUACUUCUGCAAUCCUUGUAAUUGCCAUCCGGCGAAGUAAUCUGUAUUCAAGUGUUGGUAAUCUGUUUCGGAUUAAACAGGUACAAAGUUAAUGACAUCAGUUGUUUGAGUGUUUAUAGGAAAAAUUAUUAUUAAUCAACUUAAAUCACUAUAAUUUGGUGGUUUUCAAUAGAUAAGAACCACUUGUCACAAGUCUUCCUCAUACUUAUGAAUUAUCCGUAUGAACUGGGAGGUGGUAGCGCAUGUCUUCAGCUCGUUGUGAUGAAUGCAUUUUACAAUAUCGGAUAUCAAUAUGUGAGGAAGUCAACAUUGUUUAUUGAGUUCAUUUGCUUUAGCAGUGUUUUAUGGCGUACGUUUCCUUUUGUUAUUAUAGCUUUAAGAUAUCAGAAGGCGGUUCCUGUGUUUAUCUAAUCGUUUUUUAUAUGCUAGUCGUAUUUGUAUUGUUUACAUACACAAAACUUAUUGAAUGGUAUGCGGUCGAACUGGUGAUUAAAUAUUCAAGUGUUCAGGUUAAAUCAAAGACUGACAUCAGUCAGAAAACCACUAAUUAUGAAGGAGUACUGGGCAGAGGUUUUGUUCCAAUUUAUUACUCUUCAACAUUACGCACCCAUGACGCCACGGGACAUGAAACCCAGGACCUUCAUGUUAUUGGGUGAGCCUAUGGAUCAUUCAACCAAUAUGACCACAUCCAGUGAUCUAUGAAUUCCAACUGAGUGUUGGAUUUCCAAAUCGAAAUAGUAUCUCGUUCAGCUCCUACAGACUUUAAAUCACAAUUAGUCGAAGAUUUUAUAUUCACGUCUUUUUUAAAUUUCAUAUGACUGACUACAUUAGUGUUUGGUUGAUUGUAGGUAAUUCUUCGUUACCAUUGGAACCUGGAGUUUUUUCUUUUACCGAAACUCGUGGUCAUGUACCAACUGACGAACUUCGUGCAGUUACAGCUUUCCAAAGACAGCGAUUAAAUCAGUUGGUUCAACAAUCUUGUCAGUCUUCAAACUCGGAGGAUGUUUGUUAUCAGGAUUCAGAAACAACCAGUUCUAAAGAUAUUCAGCUUAAUCACAGCAUAAUUUGUGAUGUGAAGCGUCAAGCUAUGUACACAUCUCGUAUUAAUAAAUUGAGUCGUACAGUCUACCAUUUGUUGUGUGGACAACGGGAACUAAUUCAAAAGAACAGACUAUUGGUUUCAUUGAUAAAUAAACAAAAUCAAAGAAUUCAGCAUUUGGAAACUGUUUGCGGUAUCAGUCCGACAGACAGGGAACUUGAAGUGGAGUCACUUUCAUUGCCAUCUUCAACACCAACUAUUUGUGAUUCGUCUUCGCUUACUACUACCUGUGGUCAGUCAACCAUGAAGUGCAAUUCAAACAACUCUUCAAAAUGUCUGGGGAAAAGAAAACGAACAGAUGAAGAUAUUAUAAAUUAUAGUAGUAAUGAUGAUGAUGAUAUUCAUCUUGGUGAAAAUAACAUUCAGCAUGUUUCACCCUCGAAAAUGCCAUGUCCAUCAGAAAUCGAAUGAAGUAUGUAACGUGAACAUGAACAUAUCAAGUUUUCCAAAGUCAUACUUACUUAGAAAAAGGGUCUGUCUCACUGAGUGAGAUGGCUGGCUGCUUUACUUCAACUUGACACGCUUGUUUUAUCCUGAAAAUAUAUGUAUUUAUUUUAUCUUCAUUCAAUAUUGAUAGCUUACCGUUUCUCAUGUAUGUACAUACUACUUAUUGCUUAUUUUUCAAUUCAUUUUUAGCGUUAUUUUGCUCAUGUAUAUAGAAUUCUGAUUUAAAUUUGCAUUUUGAAUAACAGAGUUGAAUAACAGUUUC
Molecule: messenger RNA, 3575 nt
Organism: Trichobilharzia szidati
Lineage: Eukaryota; Metazoa; Platyhelminthes; Trematoda; Strigeidida; Schistosomatidae
Source: the annotation of a GenBank genome assembly